CAACUAUUGGUGAGCAAUUAGAUGAAGAUCCUGUAUCAUCAGUUACCUCACCUAUCAGUAGUUUCGCUAAAUACGACAAUUUCCGUAAAUAUGGCUUGCGUAAACUAAAUGUCACUAGUUCAAAUAACAUUCGCCUAUAUGCCGAACAGUUUGGCGACUCGAAGGAUCCAACUGUAAUUUUUAUUCAAGAAUUCUUGCAAUCGCGCCUAGUGUGGGCGCCACAACUUAUCAGUGAACAAUUUACUAAGGAUCUUCAUCUCGUAUUUUACGACGCGCGUGGUAUUUUGGAUAGUGAUAAACCGCGAGAU
Messenger RNA from Ambispora leptoticha, 308 nucleotides. The record is from the annotation of a GenBank genome assembly. NCBI's taxonomy places the organism in Eukaryota, Fungi, Glomeromycota, Glomeromycetes, Archaeosporales, Ambisporaceae.